AUGGCGCCUGCUGCCACUUGUUCGCGCUGCGGGGAAAAUGAUGAAAGCUUCUUGCAUUGUGUCCGCGACUGUAAACAUUCUGCAGCUAUCUGGCAUAAACUUGGUUUUGUUACCGCAGCCUUCUUCUCAGUGAGUAGCGUACAGGACUGGAUACGGAAUUUUUCUUCUGGCUCUCGCGCUAUUACCUUCCUCGCCGGUCUUUGGUGGUCUUGGAGGCACCGAAACUUGAUGUGUCUGAGCAACGAAACUUGGCCUUUAACGAGGAUCAGCUUUCGCAUAAAUGAUUCUAUCAACGCCAUUCGGUCGGCUUUCGUCAAGAGUAACGUCAUUCAGCCGGAUUCAGCUCGCAUGGUGAAAUGGAAUCAAGGAAACCAUCAAUGUCACAUUCUCAAUGUAGACGGCAGUUGUCUCGGAACUCCAAUUCGAGCUGGAUUCGGAGGUAUUUUUCGAAACAACGUUGGUGGUUACCUAUCUGGUUACUCCGGUUUUAUCUCGGAAUCGACAGACAUCCUGUUAGCUGAACUCACUGCUCUUCAUCAAGGCUUAAUCAUGGCAGCUGAAAUGGGAAUAGAAGAGUUAGCUUGCUACUCGGACUCGCUUCUUACCAUUAAUCUCAUCACAAGAACAACUUCAAAAUACCAUACUUACGCUGUCUUAAUACAAGACAUAAAGGACCUCCUAUCCGCACAUAAUUUCUCAGUCUAUCAUUGUUUCCGGGAAGGGAAUCAAUGCGCGGACUACUUGGCGAAAUUGGGAGCGUCAUCGAAUGAAGAAUGUUUAGUUCAUGCCUCCGCCUGUCAAGAGCUUCUUGUUUUGAUUCAAAUGGAUGCAAUAGGAACUCUGUUUCCUAGACUCUAG
Medicago truncatula (barrel medic) is the source of this 858-nucleotide messenger RNA. RefSeq lists its product as uncharacterized. The record is from RefSeq and is a predicted model, not a curated record. Gene Ontology annotation, molecular function: RNA-DNA hybrid ribonuclease activity; nucleic acid binding. Lineage: Eukaryota; Viridiplantae; Streptophyta; Magnoliopsida; Fabales; Fabaceae. The coding region runs from base 1 to 858 and encodes 285 amino acids. The transcript has a single exon.